Molecule: messenger RNA, 2300 nt
Organism: Marchantia polymorpha subsp. ruderalis
Lineage: Eukaryota; Viridiplantae; Streptophyta; Marchantiopsida; Marchantiales; Marchantiaceae
Source: the annotation of a GenBank genome assembly
AAGAGGAAAGACUAUAUCCCCUAUGAAGACCAGGUUGAACUCACUGAGACAUGCAAAACAGUCAUGCAGUGCCAACCAGCUUGCGAAACUAGCUGGUAGAUGAAUGGUAAGAUCGGCUAGGUCGCACCCUUAGGACCGGAGUUUCUCAUAUGGAGAUUUCGAAAAAGACGUAGGGCUAUUUCUGUUUCAAGGCUCGUACAGAACACCAGGGCACGGCAGUCUCAUCCUGACCUGCUGAUGAAGCUGAAAACAUGCCGAGCGAUUACACCAACUUAUUGCCAAAGUUCCUUCUAUCGAUAUCCGGAAUACAUCACUAUCGUUCAGAGUUGACGGCCACCGUAUUUUUAUAUUUCAUAGUUCUGCCCCUGUUAGAUUUCGAAAGGAGAGUUGCAGUUUUUGUUUGCUGAUCAGCACUCUCGAUAAUAGUUUACGAUGACUAAGUGGUGCAUUGAACGAACGAUAGCUAUUUACACAGGAGGAAUGUUCAUGUACCCGUACAGUGGAGACCGUAUGGGUUUGCAAGGGAUUGUAGUUGCUUCGAAUUCUGCUUUCGACAGAGGUGAUAGCUACCGGAGGAACUCUUAGGAAAGAGCAGAGGACGACAAUGUUGGUCCAAAACUAUUCCACCGUCCCAUUUUCACAUCGAUGUAAGGCAUUCACUGCACAUCGAUCGUCUGCUUCCCAAUCGAAGCUUGGCCGAGAGUUUUCAGAUGUCCAAUCUCACUCGGCGCGUGCCAGUGCAGUCUCCAAGUGUGAACGAAUUUCUAUGUCGGAGGAUUUGUUAAGAAGUCGCAGCUAUCCUGCCCUCCGACGCUCUACAUUUCAGAGACCUGAGGCGAGGAUCAGUUCUUCUUCGAUAAAUUCAGCUAGUGAGAAUGCAGCAGAGUCCAAUGGGACAACAGGACAACAGGAAUCGCUUGAGGUCUUGGAUAUGGAGUCCUACUUCAGCGGUAGGGAUGAGAGGCUCGAGUUUUGCAGGAAACUUAGGGAGCAGUGCCACAAGGUUGGAUUCUUCUAUGUAAAAAACCACGGUGUCUCUGAGGAGCUGUGUGAUUCAAUGCUUGAAAUGGGGCGCAAAUUCUUUGACCUACCUGUUGAGCUCAAGAUGCAACUGGACUACACCAACUCUUCUCAGUUCAGGGGAUACAUGAGGAUCGGGGUAGAGAACACCGCCGGUGUUACAGACUUCCGGGAACAAAUAGAGUUUGGACCAGAAGAAGCAGAGGACAUUGACAUUGUUGAUGGGAUGGAGAAUAAACUAGUUUACCCAUUGUACCGACGCCUACGUGGGCCUAAUCAAUGGCCACCUGAAGAUGAUCUCCCUGAUUUCAGACGAGAAGCAGAGCUGUUUAUCGACCAAAUGAAUGAAGUCUCUAUGCACCUCAUGCAGGCUUUGGCACUUUCUCUGGGUUUGCAAAAGGACUUCUUCGAUUCGACCUUCAAAUACAUGCCUCACUACCAAAUGAAGAUAGCAAAAUAUCCUCCAAACCCAGCAAGUGACGGGGCGGAGGGCAUCGGUAUGUUUGGAGUUGGUGCACAUAGCGAUAGCGGCUUCCUUAGUCUUCUCCUUCAAGACGAUAUUGGUGGUCUCCAGGCACGUACAACAGCUGGAAGGUGGAUUGAUGUCCCAGCAAAGAGGGGUACUUUUGUUAUCAAUCUUGGGGAGAUGCUGCAACUGGCCACAGGUGGAUAUUAUUUGGCUACGGUGCAUCGAGUGGUGAGCCAGUCAGGAAAGAAUUCACGGUACUCGGUACCUUUCUUCUUCAACCCUCGAUUAGACACAGAUAUCAGAACAUUGAACGUACUAGAAUGUGAUAAUGACGUGGUUGCAGGCGGAUCACAUUGUCUAAACAAAAACACACUUUCAAAUGGAGGGUUAUCGACUCAUGGUGGUAGAAACAAGCUGUUCCCAGUGUUUGGCCAGAAUGCUUUCAAGAGUUUCGCCAGAAGCCACAUAAAUGUCACGCGCGAGCAUCACAAGGACAUAGUGCAAGAAGAUGGUAGCGUAGUGUUGGAUAAACUUUUCUUAUAAUGACUUCGAAUAAAAUUAAUGGAAAAAAGAUAUAAAACGGCUUUCCGUUUCUACUGGUAACGCCAGUCUCAGCAGACGAGCAACUUCAAGCUCCUUAUAGCCGUAAGGAACUGACAGGUUUUUUCCGUCGUGUUUCAUUGUGAAUGUCUGAACCUAGCAACAUUAGAAUACGAGGUUAUCAAAAGUUGUACCUAUUUCACGAAGUUACAGGAUUGACUUCGACAUAAUAAUGUGCUUUGAAAGGACUAGCCCCUGACGAAUGGUUAUC